Micromonas pusilla CCMP1545 is the source of this 1179-nucleotide messenger RNA. RefSeq lists its product as uncharacterized. Lineage: Eukaryota; Viridiplantae; Chlorophyta; Mamiellophyceae; Mamiellales; Mamiellaceae. The coding region runs from base 1 to 1179 and encodes 392 amino acids. The record is from RefSeq and is a predicted model, not a curated record. The transcript has a single exon.
AUGCCCCCCCUCGUCGACCCGCCCGUCGACGACGACCCCCCUCCCCUGGAGGACGACGAUCACGACGACGCCCAGCUCGAGCGCGACGCCGUCGCCGCGGACCUCGCGCUCGGCGACGCGCCGGCGGACUACGACUUCUCCGCCGCGGGGCGCGACGACUCGGACCUCGACGGCGCGACCAUCUUCGGGGAGCAGUCGACGCAUAACUACCCGGACGUCCACAGGGACUGGGGCGACGCGACCGUGUGCUCGCCGGGCCCCGCCAGCGGAGGCGGCGGUUUCGGCGGGCGAGGACGCGCCGCCGCGUGCGAGGACGCGCGCGCGGGCGCGUGGAACUCCGAGUACCGCGCGCAGCUCGAGGCCGCGCUCGCGAUGGUACAGGACAGCAAGGACGUCAUGUCCGGCCUCAACAAGCUCCGGACAACGAGGGAGAAGGCGCGGAGGGAGGGCGAGGUCGAGAUGGACGAGAAGAAAGGGCAGACCGCGCUCGAGGCGGAGAGGGACUGGGUGGAGACGCGCGAGGAGGAGCUCGCGCGCUUGACGAGGACGAAGCGAAGCGCGAUCGAGGAGGAGAAGCGCGCGAUUAAAAACGCGGAGAAGGAACGGCUCGUUGGCGCGCUCCCGGAGUUCAUCGCGCGGCGCAACGCGGAGCGCGGCGGCGGAAUGGACGCCGUGGACGGGAGCGUGGGCGAGGACGCGAUGCGGGAGCUCAUCGCCGGGCAUAAGGAGUGGCUGAGCAGUUUAGGCGCGGAGGAGCGAGAGCUGGCGGCGGCGCGGGAAAAGUUUCGCGCCAAGGCGGCGAAGGACGCGGCGGCGGCGGCGGCGGCGGCGGCGGAGGAGGAUUCGAUCUCGAGGGACGCGCCGGGGACGCCGCCCUGGAAGAGAGAGGAGGUCGGGGGUGCCGACCCGGGUGCCGAGUCGGGUGCCGAGUCGGGUGCCGACGACUUGGACGACGAGGACGACGAGCUCGAGCGGUCCUUCGGGCACGCGAUUCCCUCGUCGAAGACGCCGCCGAAGCUCUCGAGGGACGUGGACUUUUGGAGCCGGGACGUGUACGGCGCGGACGACGUCGACGGCGAGCUCGACGCGUUCGAGAAGCAGAUGGCGGAGAUGUGCGCGCUGGACAUCGAGAACGCGCGCCGGGCGAAGCUGGAGGCGAAAGCGGCCGCGGAGGAGUGA